AAACAACAUUUUUAUAGCCAUAUUCAGGAUGCUUCCUAUAAUGUUGAUGACCCUGGUCAGUGAUGGUCAGUUUGGGAUACAUAAAUCACUGUACAAUUAGGAAGCAUUUACAUAAUGUCUGGCUGUGAAUUCCAUAAAAGUGUUUAUAAAUGGUGUAUUCCAGUAUUGGAAAUUUUAUCUGUUCAAGGUCAUUUUUUAUGACGGUGAAUUUCUGGAAUAGUUUCAAGUCUCCAUGUUGAAUGGAAUCUGUAUUUUGAAGAGAGGUUUUUAUUUUCACAGUGAAAUUUUUCUGGAAAAUUCAGCAUCUUAUACCCUAGUGUAACAUAGUAACAAGUCAUUAAAGUGUCGGCUAGUUGUGUCGUGUGACAGGAGGAAACAGGGACUGGUUCUCCUAGAAGAUUGUAUAAUGAGAGAUGAAAGACAAAAGAUGAAAUCUUAGAGUAAUCUGAUUGGUUGGCAGUGAGGUCACCUGACAUAAUGUGAAAUUGUGAUUUGUUGAGAGGACCGUGACCUGCAAGAGUAACUAUGACAACAGAAGAUCUUUUGCAGGCCGGUCAGGUAGUCAAGGACAGAUGGAAAGUGGUGAGAAAGGUAGGGGGUGGAGGAUUUGGUGAGAUAUAUGAAGGACUUGAUACUGUUACCAAGGAACCUGUGGCACUAAAGCUGGAGUCAGCAAAGCAGCCAAAACAAGUUCUCAAAAUGGAGGUAGCUGUCCUUAAGAAACUUCAAGGUCGUGACCAUGUUUGCCGCUUUAUUGGAUGUGGGCGUAAUGAGUUUUAUAAUUAUGUAGUUAUGUCCCUACAAGGCAAGAACUUGGCAGAAUUGCGUCGCAGUCAGCCUAAAGGUUGUUUCACACUGAGCACGGCACUGCGGUUAGGUUCACAAAUAUUGAAGGGAAUUGAAGCUAUACAUGAUGUUGGCUUUUUACAUAGAGACAUUAAACCUUCUAAUUUUGCCAUGGGAAGAUUACAAAACCAGACCAAGAAAGUGUUUAUGUUAGAUUAUGGUCUAGCCCGCCAGUACACGACCCCGACCGGUGAAGUUCGUCCCCCUAGAGCUGCUGCAGGGUUUAGAGGAACAGUUAGAUAUGCUUCUGUAAAUGCACACAAGAAUAAGGAAAUGGGUCGACAUGAUGAUCUAUGGUCAUUGUUUUAUAUGUUGAUUGAGUUCCUUGCCGGUCAGCUACCUUGGAGGAAAAUCAAAGAUAAGGAGCAAGUCGGUAUUAUGAAAGAAAAAUAUGACCACGCCCUUUUACUUAAAAAUAUGCCAUCUGAGUUCCGAACUUUCCUCGAACAUCUUAAUUCCUUGGACUACUUUGAGAAGCCGGAUUACGCAUUACUACAGAAUCUAUUUGAACAGUGUAUGAGGCGUAAGAAUAUAAAAGACUGUGAUCCAUUUGAUUGGGAGAAGAUUUAUGCUGAUGGGUCAAUAACCACAACAACCACUACCUCUCCUCCCCUAGGUGUUAAACAAUCACCUGGCUUUGGCUUGAACCAGUAUCCUCCAGGCCAUGGUGCAACGGAAGUAAUUGAUGAGAACUUAAGUGAAAAUGAUGGUGAAGAAAACCUGAAAAAAAUGAAAGAAGCAGAUCAUAUCAAUGAUGACAAAUAUAAAAUAAUGGACAACAAACUUCGUGAAGAGAAAGAAGCUGAGAAGAUGCGAGAUGAUAAAGAUGGAGAAGAAAAGCAUUUAGCUGAACAAAAAGUAAAAGAAAAGAUUGAGGAUAAAGAAAAUGAAAACAAAGGUCUGGAGAAAGAUAAAGAUGAAAAGGCUGGUGAGGAUUUAGCCAAACUUGAUACACAAUUAAAGGGUAUUCUUAAAACAAGUGAUAGUAAACAGAAUUUAAAAGAACUAGAAACGGGAGUGUCUAUUAAAUUGUCAGAGAACGAAGUGAUAAAGCCUGAAGCUAAAAAUGUUCAACCUGAAAAGACAAGUGCUAGUAAGCAAGAUGGUGCUAUAUCAAAGCCAAGUCGAACUUUACCACAAAUCGAAAGAUUUGAAAGUGCUAUGAAUAAGAUUGGGGGUGGAAUGAAUAUAGGUCAGAAAUCAAGUGCUAAUGAUGAUGAACAAGUACCUGAAGCUGUACCUGCAACAGAUAUUAAUGAAACUGCUCAGCAUAAACCUCAUAGUGUGAAACAGUUAGUCAGAAACUUUGAGAAAGUGGGUAGGGAUAAAGAUGGGAUGGAAAUACCAAAAGCUUUUAGCGUGCCAGAAAAUAUGAGUGAAAAGGAUAGGGGUAUAGUUCCAAGACGCCAGUCAGAACCUUCGUGCAAUAUUGUGGAAAAUUCUUUUCCAGAGCAUUUAAUUAGCAGAGCUCAGUUAACAUUUGCAAUUAUGCAAACUGAUGAUAGAACUCACACUAUGGGUGAUGAUAAUGUAGAUGAAAAUGCAACUCGUGCAGCACCUUUCACGCAUGCUAGUCAAUGGCAAGGUGUGUCAGGGUUUGCAUCUAGUACUGAUAACAGUGAUAAUGAGGAGGAGGGAGGUGAAGAGGUCAUUGGAGCAGAUGGCAAAGUGCAUAAAUCUACUACAAAGUCUAGAAAUAAAAUGAAUCUUAUGAAUACUUUAGCAGAUGAAGAUGAUUUAAAGUUAGAUAGUAUAGCGAGGAAUUCCAUGUACUUUGACUCUGAUAAAGAUCAUGGAAAGUUAAUGCGGAAUUCAUUGAUAUUUAUAGAUGAUGAUAUAGAAGAUAGUCCGCAAGAACACAUGAAUAUUUUCAUUAAAGAAAAAAUGGAUGAAAAAAGUUUAAAUAUAGAUUCUAGAGAUUUUUCAUUUAGUGCUGUUGGUAGUGAAAGGUCGCGGGGUAGAAGUGAAAGAACAAGUAAGGACGGGAGUGCCAUAGGAACAAGUCAAGCUUCUAGUUAUUCUGCAAUACCUCAUGCAUUUACCAUACCCAGUCAACUUUCAGAAAAUGUUAGUGACAAAUUAACAAAAGACUUAGGAAAUCGAAUGAAUGCCCCUUCAAAAUAUCCUACUAGUCCUUCUAAAUCAUCUUUAAAAGACAAAGAAAGUUUGUCAGAUGUUAAAAAAUUAGCUGUUUUAAAUAACUUGAAAUUGUCAAAUUUUGGUAAGUUGUCUAGCUCUAAUCUAAGAAAAGAAAAAAGUUCAGAUAGCCUGGACAAAAUUGCAAAAGAUAAAAGGUCUGAUAGUAAUAUAAGUGGUUCUCCUGCUAAGUCUAGACAUUUGUUAAAGCCUAUUGACUUACUGUUAAAAGAGAAGACAAAAUCUGAUGGUGAUAUUGCUGGAUUAGAAAGGAGGUCGCGAAGUAGAAGUCGCGAAGGUAGAGAAAGAGGCCGAAGCAAUUCUAGGUCUGAAGAUAAGACUAAACGUAGACAGUCAUUAACGACUAUAGAGGAACAUAUACGGACAAGAGGUGCAACACCGGCUAUAUCACCAUUAGAAGAAAAAGUGCAAAAUCAUUUUAAUAUAGUGCCAAGUAGUAGUAGUGAUAGUAAACUGAACAAUGCAAUUGUUGUUGAUGAUAAUAAAGACAGUGAUACUAAAGAUAAUAAAUUAAAAGAGGAGAAGAAACGCUCUGAGAAUAAGGAAAGGAGAGAAAGACGAGCACUUAGACGUUCAAAUUCAGCGCCAAGAGUUGAUAAGAGUGAUAACAACAAAAAUUCUCAACCAGAUUAUCUUACACCGGUUCCACCACUUGAUUUAAACCAGAAAGUACCAAAACCACCAGAUCAAGGAUCAGCGCCAAAGAAGAACCUUGUUUACUCAGCUAGAUUGUGUCUGCCCCAGUUGAACGUUUUCUCCGGUGAAUUUCUGCGGAACGCCAAACUUGAAGUAGUUCAUUGUGAUGAUAUUGAUGAUAUAGACAGUCCAACAAAGAAACAAGAAGAUGAUUUCUCCGAGGAAGAUAAUUAAUGCUCACUGUUGAUACUAUAUACUCAUUAAUGACUGGUGUUUAUAUCUAUCUACAACAAUUUUAUAUAUGAGCCGUGUCAUGACAAAACCAACAUAGUGCGUUUGCGACCAGCAUGGAUCCAGAC
This is a messenger RNA of Ruditapes philippinarum (Manila clam), 3998 nucleotides long. RefSeq lists its product as uncharacterized. Lineage: Eukaryota; Metazoa; Mollusca; Bivalvia; Venerida; Veneridae. Gene Ontology annotation, molecular function: ATP binding; protein serine/threonine kinase activity. The record is from RefSeq and is a predicted model, not a curated record. Gene Ontology annotation, cellular component: cytoplasm; nucleus. Bases 526 to 3873 code for a protein of 1115 amino acids. The transcript is spliced from 9 exons. Gene Ontology annotation, biological process: signal transduction; peptidyl-serine phosphorylation.